Messenger RNA from Rhinocladiella mackenziei CBS 650.93, 2157 nucleotides. RefSeq lists its product as uncharacterized. NCBI's taxonomy places the organism in Eukaryota, Fungi, Ascomycota, Eurotiomycetes, Chaetothyriales, Herpotrichiellaceae. The record is from RefSeq and is a predicted model, not a curated record. Gene Ontology annotation, cellular component: nucleus. The transcript is spliced from 2 exons. Gene Ontology annotation, molecular function: RNA polymerase II cis-regulatory region sequence-specific DNA binding; DNA-binding transcription factor activity, RNA polymerase II-specific; zinc ion binding. Gene Ontology annotation, biological process: DNA-templated transcription; positive regulation of transcription from RNA polymerase II promoter by galactose. The coding region runs from base 1 to 2157 and encodes 718 amino acids.
AUGUCUUCUCAGCCAGCGGUGGAACAUGUACCAUGGGGUGACGUGCGAGCGUCAGAGGUGCAUCACGGCCCUUCGUCCCAUUAUACGGGCGGUGGUCAGAGUGCCAGCCUUGCGCUGGAGGGAUCGAGGUCACAAACCACAGGCGCCAAUAGAAAUUCCCCUUUAUAUCCGAUGCAGCCCACCGCCUAUGCACCACCGCUUUCGCGCUCGUCCGCUUCGCUGUCUUCGCCUAACAUCCAGACACGGGUUCCUGGCGAGGCUGGCUUUACCGGGCAACAUCAGCACCAGGGCUCUCCACAACGACCUGACGAAUUAUCUCCUUCGGAACACUCGGUGCACGCUAUCAUCGGUGCCACACUAGACGAAGAUGGCCGAGAAGGUUUCUUUGGCAGUUCCAGCGCUGGGACAUUCAUGCAAAAUGUGAGGAAGAUGGUCCAGCAAAAAGUCGGCGGCGGAGCGCAACAGACCGGACAGCCAUCCUGGAGUCCACACCUGACGCACAUUUCACUUGCUUCCGGACGCAAUCCUAUCAAGCAGAAGCACGUGGACUAUGUCCUACCAACCCGACGAAGAGCGGACAUUCUUGUGUCUGCUUAUUGGAAAUACGUGCACGUCCUUUACCCAUAUCUCGACAAAGUGCAGAUUCAAGAAGACUACGAAAAGCUGUGGAAGGGUGAUGACUCAAUCCCCGACGAAAGGUCAUUGAUGUGCCUUCUUAAUGUGAUUUUUGCCCUGGCCAGCCAGAUCGAUGAGUCAACACCCAUUGAAGAAAGGGAGCGCUCUGCUCACGUCUUCUACACGAGGGCCAAAGAACUGCUGGAUAUUGUGGAGACGGGCUCGGUUCGAACGGUACAAGUAUACUUACUUCUCGGACAAUACUUCCAAAGCACCAAUGAGCCACAUCCAUGCUGGGUCUACACCGGCGUGGCGAUCCGAACUGCCCAAAGCCUUGGACUGAAUCUACCUGAGACAACCGAACGUAUCACCGACCUAAGAACCCGUGAGCUCUUGCGGAAGGUAUGGCAUGGAUGCAUCCUGAUGGACCGAGUGGUCUCCAUGACAUAUGGUCGCCCGUGCAUGAUCGGUCCGAGGGCUGCUCUGGCGGUCCCUCUUCCACUGCCGGUCGACGAGGAGUAUCUCGUUCCCGGGUCUUUUCACACGCCACCGGUACCAGUGCAGCCAAACGACGCUGCGGUCGAAUUUUACGUCUUGUCACUCAAGCUGUACGAAAUCUUGCACGAUGUGAUCUUCAACUUUUAUUCAGUAAACUUUGGACAUGGUAAACCAGUGGAGAGUGACAAAUAUUUUGGGUCAUUGAGCGAAAGUCAAUCCUCGGUCUUCGAGAUCGAGCACAGAAUCGUGAGAUGGGAGCAAAGCAUUCCUGACCACCUGAGAGUGGGCCGCAAGCCACAAAGCCAUGAUGCCAAUGCCACACGAUAUCGGCAAGCCGUGAUUCUUCACCAGAGGCAAGAUUCCCGUCCACAUACCGUCCGUCAAUACGUCACUGACAUAUCCCAGACAACUCCACGUUCGCCUGUUACUCUUGAGACCGGGAGCUUGCUAUCUCAUAGAAUCUUCCUUCAGUGUGCAAUCGUCUGCGUCAGAGUGGCCCUGGAGGCUAUCAACACCAUUCACCAAGAAAGGGGUAACAACGACGCCGAGAAUGGAUACCUUGCCGCGUGGUGGUACAACGUGCUCUACUUGUACACUUCAGCGACGGUCCUCAUUGCUGCUCGUCUCAGCUCCGCCAUACUCGCUGAUGUUUCGGAAGAGACAAUCCUGGAUGGCUGGCACAAAGCUAUGGACGUGCUCAAACGGUACAGCCUCUUCAGCGCCUCCAUCAAACGUCUUACAACGACCCUCACCCUAUUAUUUGAGGCCGUGCCACGGCAAUAUUCCAGGUUCAAGGAGAAUUCGCGACAGGUUCAGACAGAUACGUCGCCGCUUCCUCAAAAUCAAGGCCAAGGUUCAGUCCCCCUGCCGUACUGGCGUCUACUCGAUUCCGUUGACUUGGUCUCCACGCCUGUAGACAACCUGCCGAGAGAGCAGUCCCAGGAUGAUAACAACGCUCUUCCCGACGACUCCCUUCUCGAUUUUGACAGAGUCUUCGACCCCAACGACCUUUCCUGGCUUAUGACUAUUCCCCUGGAUGGUUGA